This is a messenger RNA of Blepharisma stoltei, 1527 nucleotides long. Lineage: Eukaryota; Ciliophora; Heterotrichea; Heterotrichida; Blepharismidae. The record is from the annotation of a GenBank genome assembly.
AUGCAAGAUAGCAUACUCUUCAUUAAAAAUGGCGUCAUGAGUAGCCUGCCCUCUUAAAAUCUGCAGCUGUUCUCAGUUCUGAAGGUCGGAGACCUUGUGGAAAGGAGAUAGCGUUCGGAAAUGUGCGUCCGGUCAGUUUUUACUUGGUUUGGCGAAUCGCAAUGUCGGAUUUAGCCGACCGCAUGCUCUCAUCCAGGCCAAGGUUUUACAUCGUGUGGAGAUAGCUCACUGGAGUUGGAAAGGAGAAGCCCGUCAAAGUUAGAGAGAUCAAUUGUCCAAUCGGAUAAAUCCCUAGUGUGUUACGUCCUUUGCUCAAUUCCAUAUUGGCUGAUAGCUCGACCAGAAAAUUCGAUUUUUCGGAAAGAGUGAAUCCCGUUGGCACACAGCAUUGUGGCCCAGCGUUUCUGAAUCUCGGACAGUACACAGUGAAGGCCAUGUCUGAAACUGCAUGCAAGCGGUGAAUUAUUAUACAGAGGUGAAUAGUAGCCUAUGGGCCUGCAGGAGCUUUUCUAUAGUAAUUUAAGUUUAAAGUUAAGCAAGAUACCACACUAGCAAAUCUUUUUAAUCGAGUAGGAUCUCUUCUCCUUAGACUCAGCCAAGAGUCAAAAAACAACAAAAUUUCAACUGAAGACGCUCUUCCUCUCUGCAUAAACUACACCUUUGAAGGCGAACAGUCAUAUAUACUUUAUAAUUGUGGCGAACCAACCCACCCUCGUAGCAUCUGAUCUGGGGAGACCCAAUGAUUUUGUGGGAGGGAGGAUAACGUUUUUAAUUAGUAUCUGAAUAGGUUAUAUACUUGGUUUGGUGGAGCGCAGUUUCCGAUUAGGCCGACUGCAGCUCAUUCCAUAUCAAGGUUUUACCUCUAGGGAAGAUUUAUAAUCAGUGCUAGAAAGGGAAAGCCCAGCAAAGACCUAGCAAUCAGGCAAUUUCCUAGAGCAAUAACUGGAGUUGCAUCCUGAGCUGCAAGCUCUAUUUUUGUUGAAGCCUCGGCUAGAAUAUUCCUUUUUUCAAAUUCUCUGAAAGGGCAGCUCAGGUGUCCGGCAUAUUCCCACUACACCCAGCAAGCCCUAUUUCUUGAUGAAUAUAGCUGAUAGGUAGAUGCCAGGGAGUUAUCUUGCAAUUUGAGAUAUUAAAGCGAACUUUUCUAUAAUUUUAACUAAGAACCUUGAAGGCGAAACAGUCUGAAAACUCGUUUUCUCAGCUGGGUCCAUUAAUUACAUUAAAGAAGAGCUCGAACAGAAAGACGGGUAUUGCUACACUUUCAACGAUACUUUAGAGUACAGCGAAACAGUUGAGUCUUUUCCUACAGAAAUAGAGUCCGCGUUCCUCGAGUCCAAAAUCACGCUAACGACUGAAGAAGACCAAGCUUUAAACGAUCUUGAAAACAGGGUAUCAAAAGGGUAUUAUGAGUCAAAUUUCACAGAGGAAAGUGACAGCUUUGAGGACGAGUGAUCUGCGCUCUCCACAAAGGAAAGCGUGGAAGCCUGGAAAAAUGGCACUUUGUCUGUGCAUGAUACAGAAUGUUAA